Messenger RNA from Paralichthys olivaceus (Japanese flounder), 6768 nucleotides. The record is from RefSeq and is a predicted model, not a curated record. NCBI's taxonomy places the organism in Eukaryota, Metazoa, Chordata, Actinopteri, Pleuronectiformes, Paralichthyidae.
UGCGCAGUGACAGCGGGCGCAGCUCCUCCGUGGUGUCGGUUGACUGUUGAACAUUCUCGGCAGCGUCUCUCUCGGUGAGCAGCGGCCGGUCGACCGUCGGUCAGCGAGUGUUUCCUCGGUGUCUGGAGGAGUCAUUUAACGGAUUAGGAGGCGAGCGGAAGCAGCGGAGCGGCGUCAGAGUAAAAUACGCGGCUUCCUCUUCCUGUAUUGGGACGCCAGACCUCACCACACCCGUUUCACCUGCAGCUGAAGGCAGAACAAGAGUGAAAAUAUUCAGAGAAGAAGAAGAGGAGAACUGGUCCUGACUCAUUCUGGUCCAUCAUGGACCAGUGAAUUCUUUCCCGCCCUGCCAGUUAAAGGCAAUGUUUCUGGGAGCUGGAGGCCGUAGCACUGUCAGCAGAGUCUGUUUGGGGCCCCUUCUCUCCCUCCUCCCCAGCACCCCUCCGGACAUAGGAUGUCAGCCCCCUGCACCACAGCCCUGAGCUCUCCUGGGGAGCCAUGAACAACUACAGAGACAGAGGGGUCACUUGCACCUCCUCGGACCUUUUGGAUGGAGGAGGAGGAGGAGGGGUGUUGUCUCAGCACACUCCAUUUUGUCACACCCCCAAUGGCCACCCAGCCCCCACAGACCCUGCCAUCCAGCCACGCAUGUCUGUGCCCAAAAUGGGGGUUCGAGCGCGGAUCGCCGAGUGGCCUCCGCGUCGUGCACAGUCCCGAGAGUCGCUCAUUGAGAAUGGGCAAAUCAGCAGCAAUCACUAUGGAGAUGACUGCUCCACCUCAGUUUCAUCAUCGCUCUUGUCAUCUGACGUCGGGUUGGUGCGGGGAGGAAUUGCAAGGUUGCCACGGCGACGAUCAAGGGAUGUAGAGUUCAGGGUCGGGGGCUUUGGAGGUGAAAGAGGUUCACCUUUGAGUCUGAGAGUUUUCCCACCGUUGCGACAGCGCUCCAACAGUGAAGUGACACUCAGCGAGCAGGAUGAGAAUGAGGUGGAGGCUCGUGGAGGUGGUGGGAUGGGGAUCCUGUUCCGAGAGUACGGCAGCACCUCCUCCAUCGACAUCCAGGGCAUCCCUGAGCAGAGCUUCUUCGACAUGCUCAGCCAGUUCCACCAGGAGAGGCCUGACCAGCGCAGCUCAGCACCUGUACACCUCGGGGAGCUGCUGCGAACUCCAGACUCGCCACCAAGUGUACCGCUUCCCUCUGCUCCCUCACCUGGUCCCACAGGUGGAGACGACAGAGGGACAGGGAAGAAGGAAGGAGCUGAGAGGGUGAGAAAGAAAAGUGGAGGGACAGAGUCGUCACUCGGCACCUCGUCUUUGUUCAGGAAACUUCGGAGCUCGAGCAGAUGCGAGUUGGAUGGAGGAAAAGGAGAGACUAAUGACAGUUCAACAGAUGGCUCCUACAAACAGUGGGUGUGCCCAAAGAGCUUUGUCCACUUUGACGCCCAGAGCAUCCUGUUUGACCUCCACGAAGCGGCGGCCCAGCGGGGCUAUGCCACCCAGAGGAGGAACACUGCCACCGGGGCAUCAGCUGCCUCAGUGUCCCUGUCUAUCCCCAGGUCCACUGCUACUAGUGUGAAUGAGCCAGUUUACUCCAGCAUUGAAGACCUGACCAUGAGCCUCGAACCUGCCUCCACAGCACCCUCCCUGAGCAUGGACCCUCUGGAUGGCCCACUUGGAGCCCACAGCUCUAGCCCAAUGCUCCUCUGCUGCCCACACUUCCUCAAUGAGAUUGGGGGCCACGGGGAGCGCAAUAUCAGCUUCCUCAGCUUGUCAGCAGAGCGCGGAGGAGAUGGAGGAGGAGAGGGAGGAAGAGGGUGGCUGAGGAGGAGUAACGCCAGUGUCUCAGUGCUGGAGGUGCCUAUUGAACAGCAGGUUACGAGACUGGACAGACUGAAACUGUACAGCAUAGAACAUGUAGACCUGGGGGCCAGGUACUACAGAGACUACUUCCAUGGCAAAGGUAAAACUUUGGUGACCCUGCGAGGCUCCAUUUUAGAGGAUGCAGUGGCGUCUACGGGAAGACACGGCACCGUGCGGGGUCUGCCGCUCAAAGAGGUCCUGGAGCAGGUGGUUCCCGAGCUCAGCGUGUCCUGUUUGAAACUGGCUCUCAGCACACCCAAAGUCACAGAGCAGCUCCUAAAGCUGGAUGAACAGGGGUUAAGUCAGAAGCACAAGGUUGGAGUUCUGCUGUGCCGCGCAGGCCAGAGCACAGAGGAAGAGAUGUACAACAACGAGGAGGCGUCACCUGCGUUCUCUGCCUUCCUGGAGCUGCUGGGGGAGCAGGUGCUUUUAAAAGGGUUCACCAAAUACGCCGCUCAGCUCGACACAAAGACGGACUCCACGGGCACCCACUCCCUGUACACCACCUACCAGGGCUAUGAGGUCAUGUUCCACGUGUCCACCAUGCUGCCGUAUAUGCCCAACAACCCACAGCAGCUCCUGAGGAAGAGGCACAUAGGUAACGACAUCGUCACCAUAAUCUUUCAGGAGCCAGGAGCGUUGCCAUUCACCCCUCAGAAUAUCCGUUCACACUUCCAGCACGUCUUCGUUAUCGUGCGUGUGCACAACCCAUGCUCUGAAAACACCUGUUACAGUGUUGCUGUGACAAGGAUGAAGGAUGUGCCCCCGUUUGGCCCAUCCAUUCCCAACAGUGUCACCUUCCGUGACCCAGAAACCUUCCGUAACUUCCUUCUAGCCAAAGUUAUCAAUGCAGAAAAUGCAGCGCACAAGUCAGAGAAGUUCCACACCAUGGCGACAAGAACGCGACAGGAGUACAUGCGUGACCUGGCUGAGAACUACAUCAGCAGCACACCACUUGACUCAGCCGGGAAACUUAAUAACCUUAUCUCGCUUGCAUCUAAAAAACGUGAGCGGUCGAAGCCGCGAGAAGGAGCCGAGCUGGGAGCCACAGGGGCCGUGGCCUGGAGGGCCCAGGCCCAGGACUUCAGCGGAGGUGCGACGGAGCUGCCCUGUGCCCUGGGUUUGUCGGCUGAAUACGUCCUCCUGACAGACUGUUCCACCAAAGAGGUGGUGUUUAACUGUUUCUGUGCGGAUGUGAUCGGCUGGACGCCGGAGCGUCUGACACUUAAGAUCUUCUAUGGCAGAGGAGACCACAUCGCUGUGCGGGUACCGGAGGGCUGUGCGCAGGACAUCAGAGAAAUGGUGCAGAGGUUAAAGAGCUACAGUGAUCAAAACCUCCGCAGAGAUCCUUUAGAAGUCGGGGGCUGCACUGAGGAGUACGAGAUGAAGACCAUGGAGCAGAAGUCAGAACCUGAGCCUCUGGCAGCAGGUUACCGACCCUCCCCUCGUUCGACAUGGCGAUGGGACAGCCCACCCAUCCCUCCGGGGCUCCACAGUGCCCCGAACCCGCAGCGCUGGGCCCCCAUGGGCCCCCCGCCGCCUCCACUGCCCCGCUCACACAAGACCCUGAUGCCUGUUCCUUACAGAGAGCCGCAGCACCUCAACUCCAAGAGGCCAGUGAGCUACCCAGAGAACCACUACACUCUGUCCCCUGCAGGAGGCGACAGAGUCCUGCCCUACAGAAACCCCUCAGCCAGCUUCUCCUCACCCUCCUCAGGCCUGGUCGGCCUCUCCACAAUGGGGCCACCUGGAAUCACACCGGGCCCAUUUGUGCGCUACAAACAUUCACCCGACAGAUAUGGAACAGGACAGCGCCACCUGCUGCCCUAUGAGCCCCACCUCAGCGUGGACAUCAACUCCAGUGGGGAGUCUUCCUCAGGCUUCACCAGUCAGGAAAGCACCAUGGAGCGCUGCAAAACAGAACCCCUCUGGCAUGUUCCGGUGUCAGCGUCCCGGGGACCAGGUGGUGGAGCGGGGCAGAGGAGAAUCCCCAGACAGGACAUCCCAGGGAAAGACUCUCCAAACAGACACUCGAAGGGCGAGACUCAGUACUCCAGUCACUCCAGCAGCAACACUCUGUCCAGUAACGCCUCCAGCAGCCACAGCGACGAGCGCUGGUUCGACGGAGGUCCUGGAGGCGACCGAGGAGGAGGCGGGGGAUGCCUUGGCGACCUGGCAGACCCCGACCCUGACCUUCUCAACAAGGGAGGGUCCAACGACAGCGGGAUUGACGCCUCGACCCACUACGGCAACAACCGCCACGGAAACAUGUCCAACAACCAGCCCCACAAGCCCGUGCACUGCUCCACGACUUACGUCGGCAUUCAGGAGCUCUCUGUGGGAAGGAGCAGCGGCGGGGGAGAAGCAAGGAGACGAGAGUCUUCACCCAUCGCCGCUGAAGCCAAUCAGAAUAAAGGGUACCGAACGAGGACAUUCCCGCCUCCUGGCUCCAGUGCUGAUAAGAUGGAUGCUUUCAAACCCAGGGCCUACACGCCGCAGGGCUACAAGACUCCGACAGCGGAAAAAGCACGGCCUGUCCGAGCCGCUACAGCGACGCCCACCUCCGCUCAGCUGAGCUCCAUCUCUCUGUCCAGCUCUGCCCCCAAAGCCUUAUAUGGAAAGAGCCGACAAACCGCCUGGCAGAACGAAGACAACAGUCCAUCGCCGUCAAACACGACUGUGGCAUCCAGCUCCGACAGCAGCAACAGCAAGAAGCAGGUGGACGCAAAUUCAAAGAACGUGUUUGGACAACCUCGACUCCGAGCAUCCCUGAGGGACCUGCGCUCUCCACGGCGGACAUACAAGAGCACCAUCGAGGACGACCUGAAGAAACUGAUCAUCAUGGACAACCCGGGAGAGAUGCCACAGAGAGAUCCAUCUCCCAGACGAACUUUGCAGCGCACAUUUUCAGACGAGUCACUGUGCAGUGGCCGCAGAGAGGCCAGCUUUGCCAACUCUGAGAACCAAACGACUCCGACUGAUUUACUUUUCACCUGCACGCUGCCCACUCGCAGACACGCCGUCUCCUCCAACCACCUGCAGAGCAAGAAGGUGCCUCUGUCUGCGUCUGAACUGUCUCUCACAGAAGUCAGGGACAAAGUUCCCCCCCUGAGGAGGCUCGAUCCUGGGUUGAUGCCUCUCCCUGACACUGCCUGUGGACUUGAGUGGUCCAGCCUGGUCAGCGCUGCUAAAGCCUACGAAGCACAAAGAGCGGUUUCCCUCUUCUCACUGACUGAGCCACAGGUCGGAGGUCCUGACAUGACACCAGUCAUAAGUCCUGUUCAGUUCCAAACUCCUCAGACGCCACGGACCACACCAACCUUCAGCAGUGAAGAGGCACCCAACGAGUUGUCUGGUCGGCUCUACCACCUGGAGGUCAUGUUGAAACAGCUGAAUAACGAUCUGGAGAGAGAGAAGAAGGAUAAAGUCGUCCUGCUCGCAGAGAUGGCCAACCUGAGAGUGAACAACCAGCGUUUGCAGGAGGAGAGUCAGACGGCCAGCGAGCAGCUGCGCAAGUUCAGCAAGUUUUUCACCAACACCAACAACACAGGAAGUGACCACGGGGCUCACUCCUUAAUGCACGACACUGACUCAAAGAGGCAGUGAUCAACAGCUGCAGAUGAAGAAGAAGAAGACGAGUGUGAUUCAGGCCUGAGGGGGGGCAAGUGUGGGAGGAAGAUUCUUUCAGGAGGCGGAGGUCAGUUGCCUCACUCAGCUUCCACUGGACUGCCUUAAACCAGAGAGGGUCAGGAAAAGACUAUUUUUAAAACACAACACUCCCAGAAAGUCUCACAGAGCGAGACCCUCCCUCUCUUUUCUCUGAGCCUGUUUAUUUUUAUAAACUGAAGUCAAAGUCUUAUAUACUUUCUAUAUAUGUAUAAAUAUACUGAGUCUGCUACUUUGCUGGAGGAGUGAUGAGGAGAGGAGAACCUGACUGUUUUUGAGAACACUACAUCACCUGGAGAGGCCUAAUACUGUUCCUGCAGCGAAUCAGCCAAAAAAGACUCAUUACAAACUGCAUCUCCCAGAAUGCACUAGUAGUAAUGGAAGCUCUACAGACAUGGUACUGUAGAUAGAUGCCUGUGUGGUACAAUUAUCAUGUAUCAAUAUUAUCUAUAUUUUACUGAUAUUGCAUAACGGUUGUACUAAAGAGGUGUGUGUGUGUGAGAGUGACAGAGACUGAUGGUACAGUGAAUAUUCUGAAGCAUUACUGCACAUCAAUGUUUGUGCUAAAGUCUUGAUUUGUUUUAUUACCCUUCGGUGUGUGUGUGUCUGUGUGUGUGAUGGUCUGUUAAAGAACAACUGAUUAAUGAACAAACCAGUUUACUGUAAAAUGAAACUUGUGGGCCACAGAAUUGUUCUUUCCUCUGUUUACGUGGAUGAACCGUGGCCCACAUGUGAAACAAGCCAUCAGCGUGUGGAGUGAGUGUGAUUGGUCGAUGUCAGAAACUCUGUGAUACCUGCAUCAUGUCCCUGAUGAAGUGCGUUGUUUAGAAUCUCCAGUAGUGCCGCAUCAUCUCAGAUCUCAACGUACUGGAUCAUUAUUUUAACCCCAGAACAUUUAGCUAACACUUUAAGACUUUUUUUCUCUUGUUUAAAACAAUACACUUCUUUUCUUUCUUGCAGAUAAAAAAGAUUGAUGCCACUAUCACUUAAGUCAGGCCUGGUUGCCUAGCAACUGGUGUUACACAGAAUUAUGUGAUUUAAGCAACAUAAACUUGUAUCAUAUAUUUGGUUUUAAAUAGCUGUGACUAAUCAUGGCAUCCUCACUGUAUUUAUAAAAACAAACUAGAUGUGAAUAGGGGAGCACUAGAAAUGCUUAUUGGUGGAUUUUGUUAAAUCUUUGUUCAGUGUGUAGGAUUUAGUGACAUCUAGAGGUGAAGUUUCAUGUUGCAGCGGAAUACACCUCAU